UGGAUAAUUCGGUGCUACGUUCUUCAACGAUGAUCAGAAAACAUUCAACUCCGGGUUAACUUAUGGUCAGCCCUAUUCUGCACGCGUACGCUUAGGGGUGGCACCAGCAUGCCGGUGAGCUGCUGGUAGCAUGUUUGCCAGAUAUUUCGACCACGAUGAAAGUGAGGAGGAUGAAGAGAGCGAUGAUGUGGAGUCUGAACUGUACAGCCAACUCCACUACUGUACCAGUGGAUCAGCGCGUUCGGAAACGGGAGAGGAAGAGGACAACCAUGCCUCUCACCCGGCAGACGCAGCAAGGGAUACUGCCAUCUCAAGAGACUUGUGUAUAGUGCCCACAUCCUUAGACAGACCACCUUGUCUCUUCAGGAACCGUUCAACCAGCUGUGGCCUCCAGACAGAGACAUACCUAAGCCUGGAGGUCCAUUCGGAUUUGGAGGACAAUGAAGUUGACCUGGAGGACUGGAUGCUGCUUGGUGGGAAGGAGAUGGAAGGGGACCGUAACAUUCAUCUAAACCUGGAGUUUGGGAGGAUAGACACUGGGUCAACUAAGGAACGGCAAAAAAAAAAGGCUGAUGAUGAUCUGUGGGCGAUAUCCGAUAGAGAUAGAAAGGCCAUGACGACUUCUUUUAAUUACUUGGCGCCUGGUAUCUUCCUCCCAAACUUCCUCUCUCGGACACGGACCGUCUGCGCCAACUGUCGGAAGACUGGCCACCCGGCUCGGAGCUGCCCUGCUGCCAAGAGACGUGAUUGCUGUAUACUGUGCGGUCAGCAAGGCCAUCGCCAGCCUCUCUGCCCCUGUCGUCACUGCCCUGUGUGUGGGCUUCCUGCUGACAUGCACCUGGCGGGGUCACAGAGGUCGGCGUCCACCCAUGCAAACAUGACCCACAAAGCCAACCGAUCUCUACCUCCAUGCGCCCUGCUGUCACGCUGCAGUCAACACUGCCCACGCUGUGGUCUCAUAGGACACUUAGAGGAGGUAUGCCCCGACAUCUGGAGGCAGUACCAUCUAACGACUCAGCCAGGUGUCCCUAGAAGACCAGGUAGAGACGUUAGACGGCGCCGGCCAGCAGCCUGCUACAACUGUGGCAGGAGAGGACACUAUGGCCAUGAGUGUUUUCAAAAGAGGAUGCCAGAUGCCCCUGUCUCUUGUCUUCCACAUGUUUGUCGUUACGACACAGAUGAAGAAGCUCUCACACGGCAGACUGCUACUCUCAGCCCAAUCAGAGGCCUGCUGCAGAUGAAGGCUCAGAAACGAACUUGGCCUGAGAAGCGGCGAGAACGGCGGGAGACGAAGCGACUGAAGAGAGAGCGAGCGAAGGAGUACACCUCAGGGAGAAGAGGAGGAGCGAAGGAGUACACCUCAGGGAGAAGAGGAGGGGCGAAGGGCCGGUUCUGCGUGUCACCCCACAGGUCCUCCAAAGGUGCUGGGCUUCCUCCCCCUCACUCUCCUGGGGUUCCUCCCCCUCGCUCCGCUGCAGAGAAGAGGGGGGGCCCCCGAUGGAUGGGUCGCCUCUCGGACAGACGGCGGAAGGCUGGCGGCAGCUGUGGCCGCAACCUUUACCCACCGGACUCCUCGUUAAGCAGGGGCAAAGCUAAACGCCGGCGCAGAUAGGAUGGACUGGGUGUAAUAAAUAAUAAAUAAAGUGCCAGCAGAGGGCGCUAUUGCUCCUUUUAAGAAGGACUUUGAGGUUUCCUUCCACUAUUCUGAUGCUGUGAGAGUACACUGAACCUGCCAGCCUGAGAUCAGUAGCCAUGUCAUCCUAAAGAUGCGAAACGGCCUAAGGAGGGCUGAUGGACAAGAAAUGCUGGGGAAAAUAAAUGCUUUUCCAACCAUUUUGA
Messenger RNA from Clupea harengus (Atlantic herring), 1839 nucleotides. RefSeq lists its product as uncharacterized. The record is from RefSeq and is a predicted model, not a curated record. Gene Ontology annotation, molecular function: zinc ion binding; RNA binding. Gene Ontology annotation, cellular component: TRAMP complex. NCBI's taxonomy places the organism in Eukaryota, Metazoa, Chordata, Actinopteri, Clupeiformes, Clupeidae. Gene Ontology annotation, biological process: nuclear polyadenylation-dependent snRNA catabolic process; nuclear polyadenylation-dependent CUT catabolic process; nuclear polyadenylation-dependent rRNA catabolic process.